Thermothelomyces thermophilus ATCC 42464 is the source of this 1933-nucleotide messenger RNA. RefSeq lists its product as uncharacterized. Gene Ontology annotation, biological process: thiamine biosynthetic process. Bases 141 to 1697 code for a protein of 518 amino acids. The transcript is spliced from 12 exons. Lineage: Eukaryota; Fungi; Ascomycota; Sordariomycetes; Sordariales; Chaetomiaceae. Gene Ontology annotation, molecular function: hydroxymethylpyrimidine kinase activity; phosphomethylpyrimidine kinase activity; thiaminase activity. Gene Ontology annotation, cellular component: cytosol. The record is from RefSeq and is a predicted model, not a curated record.
UCCCGAGCCGUCGACUCGGCAGCGUUUUGAGAUUCAAUUUCACUCAUAACUCAAUAACAACAACAACUUCCCGUGUCCCUAGAGCAACGCCCGCCAUCGACACUUGGACCUUUGGGGAAGUGCCUGUUACAGGAAUCAGGAUGGCACCGGGAAGAGUCCUAGUAAUUGCCGGCUCCGAUAGUUCUGGUGGAGCCGGCCUCGAAGCAGACCAGAAGGUGAUUGCUGCCCAUGGCUGCUAUGCCAUGACAGCCACGACGGCGCUCACGGCACAAAACACGAAAGGGGUUUAUGACAUCCACCUUGUUCCACCCGAGUUUCUCAGGAAACAGAUCGAUGCCGUCAUUGAGGAUGUCGGGGUCGAUGUGGUCAAGACUGGCAUGCUCGCCUCGGCAGAGACAAUCGAGACCAUCGCCGAUGCUCUCACACACCACAGUGUCUCGACUGUCGUCCUUGAUCCGGUGAUGAUAGCAACAACAGGCGCCCAGCUCCUGCCCCCCGAGGCCAUUCAUGUUCUGCAGAGCCGCCUGCUCCCCCUCGCCACCGUCGUCACGCCCAACAUCCCAGAGGCCCUGUUCCUGCUCCGCCAGUCCGACGCCGGACCGGCCGCCGACAUCGGCGCCGUCAGCAAGAUCGACGACCUCGAGGUCAUCGGCCAGGCGAUCCGCAAGCUCGGGCCCAAGUGGGUGCUCGUCAAAGGCGGGCAUUGUCCGCUCAGGAAGGACGGGACCGUGGCCGAGACGGAGGAGGAGCGGGAGACGGUGGUGGAUGUGCUUGUCGGGGAGGAUAGCGCAACAGGAAAGGAGAUCGUGGUGAGGCUGGAGUCGGAGUAUUGCGCCUCGAGGAACACGCAUGGGACGGGGUGUUCGCUAGCCUCUGCGAUUGCAUCAAACUUGGCCAAAAGGAUGGAGAUUCCGGCUGCGGUGCGGGCCGGUUGUAGAUAUGUCCAGGCCGGCAUUAGGAGCGCCCCAGGGCUAGGCGGAGGCAACGGGCCGCUGAAUCACUUUCACUCGGUUUAUUCCCUGCCAUUUUCACCGGGCUACUUCGUCAACUACCUUCUUGAGCGGCCCGGCGUUGCCCCCGUGUGGGACAGGUACAUCAACCAUCCGUUUGUACUGGCCAUGGGCAAUGGAACACUGCCGAUAGAGUCGUUCAAGGGAUACCUGAUGCAAGACUAUCUCUACCUGCAGAAACACUUUGCGAGAGCAAACGCGCUGGCUUCGUACAAGGCUAGUGCGAUGAAGGACAUCGCCGCGUCUGCCGCCAUCGUCACCCACAUCUUUAAGGAGAUGGAGCUACAUAUUGGGUAUUGCCGAGGCUUUGGCAUUUCCAAGGAAGACAUGGAGAAUACGGAAGAGCAUCCCGCAUGCACAGCAUAUUCAAGAUAUGUUCUCGACAUCGGGCAGUCCCAGGACUGGUUUGCCCUCCAGGUUGCCAUCGCGCCUUGUCUCCUCGGGUACGGCGCCAUCGCCAAGCAGCUGCACGCCGACAAGCGAUCCAAGAGAGAGGGGAACGUGUAUUGGACCUGGAUCGAGAACUACGUAGCUGACGACUACGUCGCGGCUGUCAAGGCUGGCUCCGAACUGCUCGAGAGACACGCGGUACUCCAAAGCCCGUCGCGCAUAGAGGAGCUGGUCGGGAUAUUCAUCCACGCCACCAAGAUGGAGAUUGCCUUUUGGGAAAUGUACAAGUCGCGUUGAAAAAAGGAACAAUGUGUUCCGUACUUGCAUGCAAGUGUGCUACGAGAGCAGUAGGAUCGGGAAAUCAAGAUGCUUGACAAAACCCGCAUAUAUACACCAGUAUUGUUAGUACUUCAUGGACUCUGUAGUACAGAGCGUACAUACAUACAUUCAUAUAGAGUUCGGAUUGCAGAGUACCUUAUAGAAUGUACUCCUUGUAAUCCCCACACAAGGCAUCGCCCUUGUUUCCUGGCUGC